This is a messenger RNA of Cylicocyclus nassatus, 552 nucleotides long. The record is from the annotation of a GenBank genome assembly. Lineage: Eukaryota; Metazoa; Nematoda; Chromadorea; Rhabditida; Strongylidae.
UGUGUUGCCUUCUUCGUAAAAGCUCUUUUCUGUAACUACGUCUACCACUUUCUUCAGGAAUGCAAGCUGCUUUAUUGGUGGUCCUCAUAGGUGUUUGGAUCGUUAGUGCCUGGUAUGAUCCAGUGUUCGUAAAUGAGCUCAGGGGUCUGGUGGAAGACGGAAGAGACAGAGGUUUGCUAAGCGCUCUUAGAAAAAAUGUUCAUCUAAACCGCACUACGAAAAAAGCAGUUGUCAACGAGAUUCUUGAAUUACAAAACGAGAGAACCCAGGAAGCAUAUGCAACCAGAGUGCAAGAGAAAAAGCAAUUGCAUAAAGCACAGUAUGACAAACUACUAUCGAAGGCUGGAGCAGAUCAAGCAGUGAAGGACUACUUGGAACAAGCUGAGAAGAUCAACAACGACAUGGCCAUCAAAGAUGAUGAUGCAAGAACGAAGAUGAAGGAAUUGAGAGCAAAGCUGAACAGAAAGCAGCGCAAAUUUGCGAAACAAAUGGAGAAAUUUACAUGAUUUUCCUCGGGAAUCUGAAUUUAAUACACAUGCAUGCCAAUUGACU